CACACGAAAACCCUUAUUUUUCUCUUUGAUUUCCAUUAAUCCUUGAAUUUGCUCGGAUUGGUUGAAGCUCUUUAGAACAUGCCAUGUCUCCUUUUAUUCCUUUGGUUUGCCUAAUAUUGAGAUUAUGUGAUAUUGGUGAUCUAGGGUUUUAACUGGGCCUAUAACUUGUUGACUCUGGGGAGCUUAAAGGGAACGCUUUAGCAAAAAUGGCUUCUUUGUUUAAGGACCUAAGCAAGCUUUCUGCAUAUAAAGAUAGAAAAUUUCCUGGAAAUCAAGAGGAAUUUGAGCAUGCACUCCAAGUCUCCACAACUGUUUAUGUUGGCAAUACAUCCUUCUACACAACUGAAGAGCAAGUUUAUGAACUGUUUGCUCGAGCUGGGGAGAUUAAGAAGAUAAUCAUGGGAUUGGAUAAGAACACUAAAACACCAUGUGGAUUUUGCUUUGUCGUAUACUAUUCAAGAGAAGAUACCGAAGACUCUGUAAAAUAUAUAAGUGGAACUAUUCUCGAUGACCGUCCAAUACGUGUUGAUUUUGAUUGGGGUUUCCAAGAAGGUAGGCAGUGGGGUCGUGGUCGAAGUGGAGGCCAGGUCCGAGAUGAGUAUCGCACCGAUUACGAUCCUGAUAGAGGAGGUUAUGGAAAAUUAGUACAGAGGGAGCUCGAGGCACAGAGGCAGUUGGUAGAUUAUGGUGCAGGAUCUUUGGGCUCCUUUCAAACAGCUAUCCCUUCUUAUGGUAGACAUGGUGGAGACGAUCAUGGCAAUUCACAUCGCUAUCAUAGGGAUUCCGGUCGUAAAAGGCAUCGGGAAGAUGAUCGACCUGCUCCUGAGAUAUCCAAGAGAACAUCUGACAGAACAUCCGACCAAGAUUCUAGGCUGGAGAAGAAUCCCCGUUUCCGAGAGAGCGGAGACUCAGAUGAUGAUGAUGACGACCGUGGUCGACGGCGUUAAGGCACUUCUAGUAGCGUUAUUUUAUUUUAUUUUUUGUAUGAUUAAAGGUACAUUUUGUUUUGGUCUCUUUUUCUUGUUUACUUCUACAUUGAUUGAUGAGCAUCUCCUAAUUUUGAACAGAAGAUUUUUAUAGACCUCUGGAUGUGAGAAAUUGAGCAUCAGUUGAACACUCAGUUGACUAAAAUGCCACUGUUUUAGAUUGAACAAUUGAAAAUAAGAAAAUUGAUGACCUUUUUUUUCCUUU
Amborella trichopoda is the source of this 1191-nucleotide messenger RNA. The record is from RefSeq and is a predicted model, not a curated record. NCBI's taxonomy places the organism in Eukaryota, Viridiplantae, Streptophyta, Magnoliopsida, Amborellales, Amborellaceae.